AGGAAGUUGAUGGCGGAUCACUUGUUUCUUGUCUUCCACCAUGUCCGACUCUAAAGCCACUUCGGGCGUCGUGGACAACCUGGACAGUAUUCCAGCUCCACCUCCUAUGGGCCCGCCAUCUACAGGAAAUCUCGUGAAUGAUUCUCUACGAAGUGCCAUGCACAUCGGAGAAGUGCCUUGCGCGCGAAAUAGCUUGCUCAGUGGCAUUGCGAGUGGAGUAGGAAUUGGAUUCAUUCGUGCCAUGUCCUCACCCCCCAUUGUGGCGGGCAAUUGGGCAGUCGGAACAUUCGCUCUGAUUUCUACUGCCUCUUGGUUCAUUUGUAUGAGGCGAUUAGAUAACGAGCAGCGGGUCACAAGAACGGUCAUCGAGAGUCUCCCAAAGCAGCUGCGACUCAAAAGAGAGAGCGAAGACGCGAAUCCGGACUCAAAAUAGCGUACAAUCCUUCCCCCUAGCUCCAAUCUUCUGCAUUCUCCCACACUUCUGGAUCCCAAUUCUCGACUAGCACAGGGUCCUCCUGCAAUGAAGGGAUCAGUCAUGUCGACAAGACAAGCAUCCAUUGAGUUUACUCUAAACUUCUUUUGAAAUUCGGUGAAACCGUUUCGAAGAACAUAAAUCUCUUGUGGUUUCGUGCCAUCGAGCUUCAAGUUGCUUCGCGUUUCCUCGUAGAUCUUGCACACACAUUAAUGAAUCCCGGAUCGAGCGUCUGAUAGGGGAUUACGGUCAGCGUGUGACAGACGUACCGCGCUUGGGAGAGUGCGCAAUGAAACACCAUGGCCUUGACAUCUUCCUUCUUCUUGACCAGGUCAUACACGCUCGUAUGAAAAUAUCUUGAAGGGACGUUUUGAGCCCCCUUGAUAUUGCCGCCGGCGAAGUCAUCGUCGCGAACAUCCACCACAAGAUAGUCCUUGUUCACUAGCUGAUCACUCUUGAUUAUCUCGGCGAGCUCCUGUGAGCGCAGUGCUUGAGGCGGGAUUGGUCUUUCCCACGAAACGGAAUCGUACUUCUCCGGAGAUGUACUUCAUGGCAGAGAAGGAGGAGCUUCUGGAAAGAAAGCGAACGGAUGUGCUGGAUCGCAGCAGGAAAGUGAGCAUAACGUAAGCGUGAUUGGCAGCAGCGCAUCAUGGGCAGUAAGAAACCCAGUUUCAGUCUCAUGAAAGUCCCAACAGCCCAAGCGCUAGAAUUUUAGUCUCUAGCGCCCUGUAGUUCCAAGAUCAAAGACCAGUAGUGAAGUCGGCACGAGUUGAGAUGACGUGCAAGUUGUUACAAAUGGGGUCGUUCCCGAAAAGGCAAGCACGCCUCUGAUGGCGACCGCCGAGUCCACACCUGGCGAAGCUGCGCCCGCACUACAGGAAGAGCCCCUGCUCGAUGUCAACGUCCUCAAGGAAAUUGCACAGAAGUCGCUUGUGGACGCGCUCAACGCUGUCAACGGCGCGAAGACGCUCGUUUUAGAUGCGACGUUGGCUGGGCCUCUCGGUCUUGUGACUGAAGUGUCGCUAUUGAAGGUGCGACGACACGUCUAUGCCAACGACACUGCUCAGUCGGGCUUGCAGCAUCAUGGUGUGGACAAGAUGUUUUGGCUGGAGGGAGGGCCAUUGACAUCCACGACGACCAACAUCGUGUACCUCUGUCGGCCCAAGAUAAAGCAAAUCAAGAUCAUUGCAGAUCAAAUCAAGCGACAUGCGAAGGAGGGUCAACAGCAUACCUACACGCUACUCCUCGUACCCCGCAUUUCCACACUCGCGACUCGAAUUCUGGAGGAAGAGGGUGUCUUAAGAGAUGUGCACAUUGCAUCGUACAACUUGCAGUUCAUCCCCAUCGCCGACGACGUGAUAUCAUUGGAGAAUGAGAUGGCUUUCAAGGAAAUCUGGGUGGAUGGAGACGAAACUGCCAUAUACGACUCUGCACAAGCACUGGUGACCCUGGAGAAGCUGUAUGGCUUGUUUCCGAGGAUAGUAGCCAAAGGUGAUCAUGCUGCGCGCCUCUCGACGCUAUUAGGCCGACCAUUACCGACCGACGCAGCUGCUCCCGAUCUCCUUCAAACACAGUCGGAAAAGAUCGACUCCCUCAUUAUCUUGGACCGCCGUGUUGAUAUGAUCACGCCGCUUUUGACACAGCUCACGUACGAAGGGCUAACAGAUGAACUCAUUGGCAUCAAGAACUCUCAUGUCGAGCUUCCCGUGUCCUUGUUAUCGCCGCCAGCACCGGGGGCCAAUGUAAACCCACCGGCCGCGCCAGUUUCGUCUUUGAAGAAAGUUGAGGCGAAGAAGAAGCACCAUCUGUCGACCUCCACAGAUCCGCUAUUCGCUGAACUGCGAGACUUGAACUUUUCAGCUAUUGGGAAGAGGCUGAACAAGGUCGCUCGGAGAUUAGACGAGGAUUACAAGGGACGUCAUCAAGCUAAGACUGUUGCUCAGUUGCGAGACUUCGUUGGCAAGCUGGGCGGCCUGCAGAGCGAGCACCAAUCUUUGCGUCUUCACACUGGUCUGUCUGAAAUCAUUGUCCCAAUGACAAGAACGGAUAUAUUCAACAAAACGCUCGAGAUCCAGCAGAACCUGCUUGCAUCCUACGAAGUCUCCAACCAGAUUACCGCUAUCGAAGAUCUUAUUGCCCAAGGUGCUGACAUGCAGACCGUUCUCAGGCUUCUUUGUCUCGCCAGUAUCACUGCUGGAGGCAUCAAACCGAAACCUCUCGAGAAUCUCAAACGUGAAAUCCUGCAGGCAUACGGCUACAACUUCCUCCCUCUCCUCUUGGCCAUCUCUUCGCAUCCGCUUGCGAUACUCCUGCCAAACAUUCCUGCAACGCCUGCUUCAGAUAAAUAUCCAUUUUCUGCUGUCCGCAAGUCUCUGCGAUUAUUGAUCGACGACACGCCGGAGGCACUGGACGAAGUGGAGAACGACAUCAGCUUUGUCUACUCGGGCUAUGCCCCGAUCAGUGUCAGACUAGUGCAGUGCGUUGCUCAGAAGGGUGGCGUCUUGAGCAAUCCCGCCGAGAAGGAGAAAGCUGGCGUCGAGCAGACUCAUAUCAAAGCGCAAGCCCAUCCAAUUGCUGGGUGGCGCGGCUUUGAAGAUAUCGUCGCCACCAUCCCUGGAGAAACUGUGGAUGUCGUCCAAAGCGGCACCAGCACGACUCCUGCACCUAUGGCUUCGCUACUGCGCCCGAUGCACAAACCUACCACGACGCUCGUGUUCUUCCUUGGUGGCUGCACCUACACUGAGAUUGCGGCGCUCAGAUGGGUCGGUCGACAGAACAAAGGCCGCAAAUUCUUGAUUGCCACAACGGGUAUCAUCAAUGGACGCAAUAUGUUCGAGAGCAUCGUUGGGGCCCCAAGCGCAUCUGCUCCCGCUUCGAAAGAUGUGGCUAUUUGAAUCUACUUCCAGUCGCGAAGUGUCACAUCACGUGAAUGCAUACCAUGUGCAUACCAUCACAUGUCACGUCCACUGUUCGACCUUUCCGUUUCUGCACCAUUCGGAAUCAUAUCAUAUGUCUGUGUGGUAAUGAUCUUUGAGACAAUGCCACAUAUAUUUGCUGCCAAUCCUCGGUCUUUGCGUCGCGUUCCCUUCCACUUUUCUUGUUACCUAAACGCCAAACAUAGUCUGCUGUCAGGGUUGUGUCAGGGCUUCGUAUGAAUACACGCUACAAUGAAGUCGUCUCCUCCCACCGCGAGCAGCAAGAAAGCGCGAGGAUCGAAGAGAAAAGGCGUAGCGCCUGCAUACAUGCAGUUCAUGUCUGAGGAGCUCGCUCGUCUGAAGGAGGAGGAGCCGAAUGUCGCGACGCACCAGGAACGGCGGGCUCUGGCCACCGCCAAGUGGCACAAGAUCAAGGACACGCUCAAAGCCCCUACGUCCUCUGCACCGGCGGAGUCUGGCGUGUCGUCCUCACCGUGAACAACGAUGGCGUAUCUUCCGCUCGUGUAAUAACAUCAUUGUUGAAUAUUCCACGCGUAAUAAUGCCAACUUGGGUCCGUUGCUACAGUUUGCAGGCAAGCAGAAUGGAAGGUGCUAGCCUCCGGAGCGCCCAGGCGAAGCCAAGGGUGUGCGCCUAUACGAUUCUUGUACGUUUCAACACUUCUCUGCGAAUGCGUAUAUGUACUGUGUAGCACUUGGCUCGGCUGCAGCCUUGGUUGGCCGUCGCCAAUCUGUUGUGUCCGUGUCAAGUAGGGCUGCUCGUCCCGUGCCUGGCGAGGAAUGCACCAGCGGCUCAGCGUGAGAAGGAAAGUGGCCCACGUAUCCUCAUAUUUGAUAAUUCAGACCGGUGAAGUCCGGGAAUGGUCAUCUGGUCCAUAAGAUCUUCACAUGAGCGGCCCCCCUGCCCCGUUUGUACCACACAGCUUCCAGCGGUCAAAGCUGGGUUUGAUUCUGAGCCCAAGUAGUUAGCAGCCGGAGACAGCUGACGUAGGGUACAUGCAGACCUCCUGCUCCGGGAAUGGCGGAA
Molecule: messenger RNA, 4432 nt
Organism: Mycena citricolor
Lineage: Eukaryota; Fungi; Basidiomycota; Agaricomycetes; Agaricales; Mycenaceae
Source: the annotation of a GenBank genome assembly